Acyrthosiphon pisum (pea aphid) is the source of this 546-nucleotide messenger RNA. RefSeq names its product zinc finger MYM-type protein 1-like. Bases 1 to 546 code for a protein of 181 amino acids. NCBI's taxonomy places the organism in Eukaryota, Metazoa, Arthropoda, Insecta, Hemiptera, Aphididae. The transcript has 4 exons. The record is from RefSeq and is a predicted model, not a curated record.
AUGUUCCGACUGCAGUCUAUGAUUUACCCCAUUCUAAAUGCGAAAAAGAUAUUGAUGACCCUGGACUUGAUGUUUCUAAAUUUCCCUAAAAAGAAAAUUGGUUCACAAAAUCGCUCUUUCUCAGCUGGAUUUUUUAAGAAUUUUGAAUGGCUAGAAUACAGUAUUAAUAAAGAUUCUGGUUUUUGCUACGUUUGCCGCAUGUUUUCCAGUGAAUCUGGAAAUGCUGAAGAUUCAUUUACAAAAGUUGGAUUCAAUAAUUGGAAAAGUGCAAUGUUAUCACAAUUAUGUUCUCAACAUCAGCAACAAAUAAAAAGAAAUCGUAAUUAUUUAACACAUUUGAUUGAUAUAGCCUUGUACUUGGCCAAACAAGGAAUUUCUUUUAGGGGUCAUGAUGAAAAAUAUGAUUCAAACAAUCAAGGCAAUUUUAAAGAAAUGUGCAAACUUUUCUCAAAAUAUGACAAUGAAUGUGAAGACAUGUAUUUGAAAAAAAUUAACCUUACUAGCUGGGUAAUACAAGAAGAUUUAAUCAAAUUGUGUGCUGAUUAG